Molecule: messenger RNA, 2222 nt
Organism: Aphis gossypii (cotton aphid)
Lineage: Eukaryota; Metazoa; Arthropoda; Insecta; Hemiptera; Aphididae
Gene: Traf4
Product: TNF receptor-associated factor 4
Exons: 7
Coding region: 240-1619 (459 amino acids)
Biological process (GO): protein K63-linked ubiquitination; regulation of canonical NF-kappaB signal transduction; positive regulation of JNK cascade
Cellular component (GO): plasma membrane signaling receptor complex
Molecular function (GO): protein binding; zinc ion binding
Source: RefSeq, a predicted model, not a curated record
AACACCGGCCCGUAGAGCACGACAAUCGCUACGGUUCGCCGUUCAGUUUUUAGUCUUCACCAUUCAGUCAUUUCAGUCGCGUCACGUUAGCCGCACGCACAACACGCGCUGUUCGUCCGCUCUCUCGCUCGUUAUCUCAGUUUUACUACGCGGAUCGCUGCCGAAAACCUGUCUACCCGCGACAUCGGUCGCCACUCGUCUCAUUAUAAUAUACGGACAUUAUCCAUACGUUUUCCGACAUGGGCCGAAGCCUUGCACUGUGGACGAAGACACUGAGCUUCCCGUCCCGAAACUCGCCCAACAAGUCUUCCAAGCACAGCAUUACCACGUCUAUUAACACGUCGUCGUGCACCAUUUUCGCGCCGGCCACAACGCCAACUAAAGAUAACCACACUCCCGCAUCCACACCAGACGUCUCAGAUUGUGAAAAAGACAAGGAUAUUAUGGGAUCUGUUGUCUAUUGCAUUCACCACAAAGAAGGUUGUAAAUGGAGUGAUCAACUAAGGCGUCUAAAAGGACACUUGCAAACAUGUAAAUAUGAUGCGUUACCUUGUACAAACCACUGUGGAGCUCAAAUUGCCAGAAUUUUAAUGGAUGAUCAUGUGAGGUAUACAUGUAUUGAACGUGUCAUCAAGUGUGAAUACUGUAAUGGUGAAAUGAAGGGAGAAGCAGCAGGUGAAGAGCAUAGUAGAACAUGUCCAGUAGAGCCAAUCCAUUGUGAAGCUAAAUGUGGUGUAAAAAUUCCAAGACGAAUGUUGGCCAAACAUAAGGUCACUGAAUGUUCAAAAAGAUUAGUACCAUGUCGCCAUUGUGGACGGCAAUUUGUAGCUGACACUAUUAACUCACAUACAACAUCAUGCCCACGUUUCCCUCUAACUUGUCCCAAUAGAUGUGAAAUUGUCACUGUAGCACGUGAAGAUUUAGAACAUCAUAUUAAACAUGCAUGUCACUCAAUGUUAAUAUCUUGUAGCUUCAAAGAAGUUGGUUGCCGAUUCAAGAGUUUAAGAGGAAAGCAAAUGGACACACACAUGGAAGAAGCAAGCCAACAACAUUUAACAUUAAUGUGUUCAAUGGUCACUAAACAACAACAACAAAUUGUAUCAAUGAAAAAAGUGAUAAAUAACUUAGCUGUUAAUCAGUCUGGUACGCUGAUUUGGAAAAUCAGCGAUGUACUGGAAAAACUUGAAGAGGGUCGACACAAAUUAUGUGGUGAUGGUCUAGAACUCAUCAGUUCGCCGUUCUACACCAGCCAAUUUGGGUAUAAGUUGCAAGCAUCGGUGUUUUUGAACGGCAACGGAUCUGGUGAAAACACACAUGUAUCUGUUUAUAUAAAAAUACUACCUGGUGAAUUUGAUGCUCUAUUGAAAUGGUCAUUUUCACAUACUGUGUCAUUCACUUUAUUUGACCAAAGUGAGAAGCCAUGCAACAUAGUUGAGAGUUUUGUGCCUGAUCCAUCAUGGGAGAAUUUUCAACGACCAAGCACACAGCCAGAUAGCCUUGGAUUUGGUUUUCCUAAAUUUGUGUCACACGAAACCCUACUAAAAAAAAGACAAUUCAUUAAAGAUGAUACAAUAUUUCUACGCAUUAAAGUAGAUCCCAGUAAAAUAGUAGCAGUUUAAAAAUAUUUUAAGCUUAUAUUUAUAAAGUAUAUAUAGUAUGAUCUCGUAAAAUGUAUAUAAAAAAUAAGUGUUCAUAUUUAAUUUUUUUUUGUAGCUAUUUUAUCACAUUGAUUAUGUAUAAAAUGUGACUGCUUGUGUUAAUUCUUAAACUGAUUAAGUCAAUUGAUUAACUUAAUUUCUUAUUUUAUUUAUUCAUUUUUUCUUUUUAUUAAAGGAAUGUUAUACCAAAUUAUUUUUAUUAAUUAUCUCGUAAUUAUUAUAUUAUACACUAUACUAUUUUGUUAUUCACAUUAAACCUAUUUACUUUUAAGUAUUAUGUAAUUAAGUGUUUGAAAUAAAUUAUAAAAAACUUGCAUUAUAUAAAUCUAUUCUUAAAGAAUUGAAAAACUUGGUAUGAAUUGUUUCUAUUGCCAUCCAGGUGUAACAUGUCUAGAAAAAUUGAAUUGUCUGUUUUUCUUAGAACUAGAGUAGCUGAAAAUAAUCGUUUGGCAUUCACUGUUGUCUCUAAAUGCUGAUCAACUUUUUCUUCAUCAGAUUCAAUGUGUAAACAAUUAUCAUUUGUUUUUUGACGUUUGCUGUCAGCUAAUCUUUUUUCCAUACGUC